AUGAAGCGAUCGAAUAUAUUGAUGAUUCCUUUGUGUGAUUCUCUUUGUACCAACAAAGAAAUUUUGAAAUUUGAUUUAGAAAACGAUGAAUUUAUUCCAGUUGACAAAGAAACAAGAGACUUGAUAUGUAUUGGAAACACAUCAAAACACAACAUGAAAGUGCAGCUUAGUGUAAUGAAAGGGUGUGAUUAUUACACAAUCCGAAGUGUACCAUCUCUUGUUACACUCCACAAAGGUGAAGCAUGUGAGUUUGAGAUCUUUAUCACGCCACUGUGUUCAUGUUAUAUUAAUGAUAAAAUAGCAGUUAUUGCACUUGAUAUUACAAGUGGACAACAAAUCACAACAAGUGUUACUGUAAAUGUCACCACAGAAGAAUCAACAAAACUAAAUUACAGAGAACUUGAAGAAUUAAGUCAAAUUGGGGAAGGUUCCUUUGGUGUUGUGUAUAAAGGAACAUUCAGAGGUAAUACAGUAGCAAUUAAGAAAAUGAAAAUAAGUGGUGAACAAGACGAUAAUGUAAUGAUAGAGUUUGAUAAUGAAGUAGCCAUGUUGGACAAAUUCCGAUGUGAGUAUUUCGUCCACUUUUAUGGCGCAGUGUUUAUACCAACUAAGUUUUGUAUGGUCACUGAAUAUGCAGAGUACGGGUCGUUACAAGACUUGAUUAAAAAGAGAAAGAAAACUGAUGCUAUCAACAUGAAAAUGCGUGUUAAAAUAAUGUUAGAUGCAUCACGUGGAAUUUUGUAUUUGCAUGAGAAUGGGAUAUUACACAGAGACAUCAAACCAGACAACAUUUUGGUUAUAUCAUUGAAUAUUGAUGACAAAGUAAUAGCAAAAUUGACUGAUUUUGGAAGUGCGAGAAAUGUCAACAUGUUAAUGACUAAUAUGACUUUCACUAAAGGUAUUGGAACUCCAGUCUAUAUGGCACCUGAAAUACUAAAAAAAGACAAAUAUAAGAAACCAGCAGAUAUUUACUCAUUUGGAGUGACUAUGUAUGAAUGUAUUGGGUGGUGUCAGGCAUACACAAAACAUCAGUUCAGAUUUCCAUGGAAAAUAGCAGAGUUUGUUAUUAACGGUAAACGAGUUGAAAAGAAAGAUAAUAUGCCUCAAGAACUUUUCGAUGUCAUUCAAAAGUGUUGGGCACAAGAUAUGAGUAAAAGAAUCGAUGCUACAACUAUUGUUAAUUUUCUUACUGACACCACUUUUUAA
Molecule: messenger RNA, 1206 nt
Organism: Entamoeba invadens IP1
Lineage: Eukaryota; Evosea; Mastigamoebida; Endamoebidae
Product: serine/threonine protein kinase HT1, putative
Exons: 1
Coding region: 1-1206 (401 amino acids)
Biological process (GO): protein phosphorylation
Molecular function (GO): protein kinase activity; ATP binding
Source: RefSeq, a predicted model, not a curated record